AUGGCGUCGUCAACGCCAAGUGGCGAUGCCGUCGUGAGCCAGACAAUCGAGUCGGUGCCUGUCGAGAAGCUGGCCGCGCUGGACGUCAAGGAUCCGAUCACCGAGGCUGACACGGAAGCCAAGGCACCUGAGAGCGAGGUACCGCCUCAUCGAUCGCAUGAUCCUGCCAAUAACUUGAAACGGAGUGAUCCCUUCCAGUUUGGCAGCCGGUACUUGAACGAGGGAGACGAUGUCUUUGAGUUCAAUGCCUGGGACCACGUGGAGACUGACGAUGCGUACAAAGAGUAUGCGGAGCAACAGUACGCCAAACAGCGCCAAAACCCCGUCUCUGACUUUGAGAAGAGGAAAUUCAGUGUCGACCCUGCUAGGUGGUGGAAUCUCUUCUACAAGAACAACUCGGCCAACUUCUUCAAGAACCGCAAAUGGCUUCAGCAGGAGUUCCCCGUGCUGGCCGAGGUAACCAAGGAAGAUGCCGGACCCAAGGUCCUCCUCGAGAUUGGCGCAGGUGCCGGUAACACGGCUUUCCCCAUCCUGGCCAAUAAUAAGAACCCGGAACUAAAGAUCCAUGCCUGCGACUACUCCAAGACUGCUGUAGAGGUCAUCCGGAACCAUGAAGAAUACGAUCCCAAGUCGAUCCAGGCCGAUGUUUGGGACGUGACCAGUGACAGCUUACCGCCUGGACUCGAGGAAGGCUCCGUAGACGUCGCCGUGCUGAUUUUCAUCUUCUCUGCUCUCUCUCCCGAUCAGUGGCCAAAGGCCGUGAGCAACGUCCACCGAGUCCUCAAGCCUGGCGGCCUGGUCUGCUUCCGAGAUUAUGGAAGAGGAGAUCUUGCCCAGGUCCGGUUCCGCAAGGGUCGCUAUCUGGACGAAAACUUUUACAUCCGAGGCGACGGAACCCGCGUCUACUUUUUUGACAAGGAUCAGCUGGCCGAUAUCUGGGCAGGCAAGGCCAAGGAGCUUGCUGCACUUCAGCAACCCUCUCCUCUGGCUGCCCCAGCGGCUGAUGGGGUUGAGGAGGCAGAAGAGGCAGAGGCAGAAAUCCCUCUGUUCGAGGUAGAGAACCUUGGUGUUGAUCGACGUCUGCUGGUCAACCGAGCAUCCAAGCUCAAGAUGUAUAGAUGCUGGCUGCAGGGCCGCUUUAGAAAGAAAUAG
Fusarium vanettenii 77-13-4 is the source of this 1152-nucleotide messenger RNA. RefSeq lists its product as uncharacterized. Lineage: Eukaryota; Fungi; Ascomycota; Sordariomycetes; Hypocreales; Nectriaceae. The record is from RefSeq and is a predicted model, not a curated record. The coding region runs from base 1 to 1152 and encodes 383 amino acids. Gene Ontology annotation, molecular function: tRNA (cytidine-N3)-methyltransferase activity. The transcript has 2 exons.